This is a messenger RNA of Anopheles moucheti, 6447 nucleotides long. Its product is annotated as brefeldin A-inhibited guanine nucleotide-exchange protein 3. Gene Ontology annotation, molecular function: guanyl-nucleotide exchange factor activity. Bases 1 to 6225 code for a protein of 2074 amino acids. The record is from RefSeq and is a predicted model, not a curated record. The transcript is spliced from 8 exons. Gene Ontology annotation, biological process: regulation of ARF protein signal transduction. NCBI's taxonomy places the organism in Eukaryota, Metazoa, Arthropoda, Insecta, Diptera, Culicidae.
AUGGAAGAGUUGCUAAUGUCGAUAGUGAAGGAAGCGAUAGGAAGCAAGCUGCAAAAUCUGAAACAAGCUGCACAAAUCGCACACGAGAAACUAUCCCGCCAGCAUGGUAUGCACCGGGACCCAUCCUAUGAGUUGCGCUCCGUUUGCUUCACGGCACUGCAAAUGGCGUUGGAGACAAAACGACCCAAAUUUAUUACCUACGGACUGAACGGGUUGCAUCGCAUUAUCCGGGAGGAGCGGUUUUUUAUUGGAUUGGAACCGGAAGAUGACUCACUGUGGCUGCCGGCCCAGCUGCUGCGUGCUACAUCCAGUCUGUCCACGAUCGCGAACGAGGAUACGGUGGUGAACGUACUGCGACUAAUCCUGGCGAUGGCCUGCUCGCAGACCUGCACGCUCAACGGUCGGCUGCUGAUCGAAAUGUUGUCCAAGUGUGGCGAAUGUUGGGAAAAUGGUUCACGUGCGGUUAAGGCAGCCUCGUUGGCCGCCGGCAGCCAAUGUUUGCGCACGUUCUGCGCCUUCUUGAAGGACGAGGCGGAAGAGAUCGUACGCCUAGAUCCGACCGGCAUCAUCAGCCUUGGCAUGGCGGCGGCUGUGUACAACGAGGUGAUACCGGUAAUGCAGUGGCUGUGCAGCAGACUGGUGGAACCGGCCAACGGUAACACCAAGGCGAACGAAAGUGCACCGAACAGCUCGCUGUACCUCAUGGAGUGCAUCCUAACGCUGGUGGUAUCGUUGCCGUCAGAUGUGCACGCAAAUCCACACUUUACUGCAUUUCUGUGGCAAAAAUUCUGCCCCACCUUGGCCGCAACCAUGGGUUCGCCUGGGCGUGUGAACAAGGACAAGAAAUUCACUUAUCGGGAUGCGAUUCAUCUGAUUGAAAGCGAGAAUCGAGGAUUCUUUACAAGGCCAGGCUUGGAUGGUCCGCAGGCUCGCUGUAUCUAUUUGACCAGCAUUCAGUUACUGCGGAUAGCAGGUGCACAGGGUAGCUUAAGGCCAAUGCUCGAGGCAUUGUUCCAUCGAAUGCUCUUGCUGCCAGUGCCGAGUAACAGGGCGGAACCAUUGCGCUAUGCGCGAGAAAUCUUUAAAUCACCCGAACGGCUUAUUGAUCUCGCCAUUAUUCUCUACCCGGACAAGACCCAGAGCAGCAGCGACGAUAUGGCACUAUUCCGACUGUUAAUUGACGCAAUGGAGGAGUGUGCGGCAGCAUGGCAUCAUGGUAGUGCCUCGGUGUACGGUGCACUCAGCUCAAGUGUGGAGUGUGUGGUAGCCCUGCUGGAAAGUCUGCAGAUUCUUUCAUCUGGCAAUUUUGAUGAAACGCUAAUCGGCGAUCGAAUUGCAGAAACAGUGAACGAACGUUAUAUCUCACUGUCAGAUGCGGACUACACCGGUCCACUCACGUACCAAUCGAUGACCCGUUUACCACCACCGUAUCGGGACGCGGUGGCCGAACUGCGACAGAGUGGCUUUGAAUCAUCGUCCGAGUCGGAUGCGGAUGGUCCACUAGAGCAGGGCACAAUUGAUCCGGAGCUGGGUUCGGUUGGCUCUGGUGAUACCGAGGGCCCAGAGGACGAGACACAUUCGUCCGGUGAUGAUGUGUCGUCUAAAACAAGCCAAGGCAACUGGCUGUGGGCGCACAUAGACGACUCAGGCUCGAGUGGCCGCUCUGAUGGUGAUUGUGAUAGGCAACACGCGAGAGAUUUUGCUGGCAUUCUGGCAGGUGAGCUUGUAUCAUCUUUACUGCGGCUCAAGACUUCGAUCGAGAUUGAUGAAGCAGUUCAGGAGUUUGCGUCGCGUGUUUGCCAACGUAAUAGUGCUACGCGCGGUGACGGCGAUUACGGUGCGCUCACAGCGCUCAACGCCGACGGCAUCUAUCUGGCCACCUAUUCGGCACUGCUGCUGGCCCUGCAGCUUGUCAGCGGUGGCCAUUAUGCCGAUGAUGGUGGUGGUGGAUGCAGUGACGGCCCAAAGCCGGCAGCGAUUCCACUCACCGAGCAGCAGUUUGUAACGUCGGUGCAGAAUUCUGGUAUACUCGUAUACCUGUCAGCUGCCUGGCUUCGCGAGCUUUACCAGUGCAUCCUGGCAGCGAAUCCGCUGCAAGCGUUAAGCAUCACGCUACGUGCCGGUGAUCAGACGGGCACGCAUUGCGCGUUGCUCGACAUGCUGCAUGAUGCAGGCGGUACCGGCCCCACACAGAUGCUAUCUGACUGGCAGCGGCUACAAUCGGUCGUACGGAUACACAGCGAACAGACGCCCAAACAACGAGCAGCCCGCAAGAUCGCUCGUCGUCUACUAACCUGCUGCUGGGAUUCGAUGGUGGCGGUGUUGACGGCGGGAUUAGGCGAGGUAGACGGCUCACCCACGACUCGUCUAGUGAAGCUGUCUAAGAAGACGCUUCGUGUACGCAAGGAAACGCGUGGUUCGGGAGAAACAUUAUACGCGCUGAGCCUGGAUGGACUCCACGCGGCAGCAACCCUUAGCAAUGCGCUCAGCCUGCAGCACUUGGCGGGGAAAAUUAUCAAUCUUAUCGCCUCGAACGUAUGCCAGAACGCGGGCCCCAAAAUUCCGGCCAGCCACGCGCUGUCUAUGGAUGUAGUGUUGUCGGGAGGGCUCGAGUUGGGUUCGCAUAGUGCCGACUGCUGGUUGCCAGUGUUCUCAGUGUGCCGACACGUUACCCAGCUCGAGCAUGAUCUGUUCAGUUCGCAAAACAAUAACACUAACGUUGGCAACGCUUCGGGCGUCGGGCAAUGUAAAGACGCGUCGGAUCAGCAGUACGGCAAGAGCGAAGCACAGUCAGACCGGCAGCACCUUUCAUUGUACUCUGUUGACGAGGAUGAAACAUGCGUCGACGUCUACAGCUUUCUGCAGGCACCGAACACAAAUGCCAACAUUAACGUUAUCACCAUAUUGAAGGCGUACUCAGGAAACGAUGCGGUAAACCUGACGCAGCCAGACACCGCCAAAAUGCUGUGCGCACUGUCACACCAAGCGGACGUAUUGUUUUCGGAGGCCGCAGAACGCCUCAGCUUGCCCGCCCUACAACAGUUCCUUAGGAGUUUAUGCAAAGCAUCAAGGGAGCAGCUCUAUCGCAGUACGUCGCUCAAGAAAGGUAAAAAGUCCUGGUGGCUCGGACGACCGUGGAAAAUAAAGAAUGACUCGUUGCCACUGUCGUUAUUGUUGCAUCGAGUCGGAGAUGUAACGUUAAAGGUAUUCCGAGGUCCACGUCCACUGUUGCAUGUGCUCAAGGUUUGGGCAAUUACUGGGCCACACCUGAUGGAUGCCGCCUGUCACAAGGAUCGUAGUAUCUCGAAGCGUGCAAUUGAGUACAUUCACGAUAUAAUAACAGCGCUGCUGGUUGAGCAGACAGAGUUGCCACACUUUCAUUUCAACGAGGCGUUGCUUAAACCGUUUGAAAAUUUGCUUAGUAUGGACUCCUGCGACAUUGAUGUUCAGGAUCAAAUCGUAGCCUGUCUGUAUGAGAUUGUGGAAGCACACCGCACUGAGAUACGGUCCGGGUGGAGGCCUCUUUUCGGUACGCUGCGUACCGCCCGUAACCGGCCGGUCCAUUUAUCCAAUAUCAUCGACAUCUUUCGCGUGUUUCUCGAAACGGACAACAUGCUGGUAUUUGCCAAUGCGGGACUCGACUGCAUCCUCUGUCUGCUGUCGUAUCUGGAGAUCUCUGGCAGUGGACCAUCGGCAGCCGACCACGGCCAAUAUCCGACAACGGGUUCGGAAGACAUAUCGCUAACGAUGCGCUCCGGCGACUUUCUGUACGAUGCACUCAAGUUUCUUGAGCGCUGUGCGACCAUAUUAGACUUUAUGUACAACAUGCCACAGUGUCCCAAUUUGCACUCCACCUACAAAAUCAAAGGCAUCACCUAUACGCACAUCAUUGACGCGAACAUACCAAACUCGAUGGAAAAUUUUACGUUCUUUGGGCAGGACUAUCUGCAAAACACGAACGAACAGUGUAUGAUCAGUUACCGCUCGCUGCACAUCGACAAGGAGUCGAUUAGGAAAAUAGACGACCUUGACCGACCGAGCGGUGUGCUGAAGGUGUGGUUUCUCCUCUUGGAUGGUCUCACAAACUCACUGAUCGUGUGCCCAAUCGCACACCAAUCGCCAAUACUGCAGUCGAUAUUUAAACUGUUCAAGGCACUCAUGAUCAGCCCGGGCGUGGAGUUCGGUUUCUACUGCAUCAAUCACCUGCUGAUACCGAUGAUUCAGGACUGGUUGCGGUACGUGAAUAAGGCGCAGAAAAACUGGAUACUGAUAGAUAAAAAUUUUAAGCAUUGCUGCUGCAUGACUACUGAUCUGGUGGUAGACUUUCUCGCGAAAUCACAAUCGCUCGAAACGUUGGGUGAUCGAGUUGUGAUUGGUAGCGAGACAUUGCUCGGUCACAACACGCUUACUACAUCGCCACCAUCUACUGCCACCAGGUCGAACUUACGCGGAUCGACAGAUGGCAAGUACCAGCGUCAAAGCAAAUCCCACGACGAUGAGCAAACAGCUGGCAAGGCGUUCUCGUCGUUUCGGCUUCCCAGCUCAGCCAUAUUAGCGCUCAAGCAGCUAUUGCUGGUGCUAAUCGAAUGUUCCGCCCAGUCACAAGAAACAAUCGCAAGGGUCGGUGUGUCAUGCAUGAAACACAUCAUAUUCUCCGCUGGCUAUAUGUUUGAUGAAGACCAGUGGGUAAUUAUCGCAUCCGCCAUCCAUCGGGCAAGCACAGUUUCGAUGGCGCCACUGAAACAGCUAAUAUUUGCGUUCAAUCGCAACUCGAACAGUUUCUAUGGAGAUUGCGCAAACGUGAAGGUAGCUGCCCGACGGGACAGUACACCUGAGGAACUGCAGAGGAUUCAUUCCUUGGCGCAGCAGGUGUUCCUGAUGGACACUCAGCGAGAUGCGCUUAGUGGGCGUAACCUUGCAGGACCACAAGAAGACAGAUCUUACUCGUUUUUGCUGUACCCCUUGCAGUUAGACUGCUACAUAAUUCGCAUUCCAUAUCGCAAUUUGAUUGUUGGUAUGCUUGCCAGCCAGAUGUUGUUGCAGUUGAUUGCAAAUAUUUUAUUGAGCGGUCUGUCCAAUGUGCCGAGCGAGCUCAACACCUGUUUCUAUACCAGCGGAGCAGAGACUUCCUCCGGCGGUUCAGGCGCGACUCCACAAAACAGUUCCAAUGGGUCGAAAACACUAUUCUACCUCGGACAGAAUAGCAGAGAGAUAUUGUUGCGUGCUUUGCGGCAGUUUCUGAUUGCCGCAGUCGAGUUUGAUACGCGGCCCGGGUUGAAGUUCCUGAUACAGAAAGUGUCUGGUAUAGAUUAUGCCGCCAAUCUGUACAAACAGAUGAACUCAUCAUGGAUAAUUCACUACAUGGCACUGGUGGACAUGUAUCUGAACAACGUGCGCAUACAUAACCUCACUGCCGAGGACGUUCGAUAUCUGCUCAGUUCGUGUUGCGACCAGUACUCGUCCGGAUUAUAUCCGAAGGGCGACGAGAAAUGCAUCCACUAUCUAUUUGCAUUGCGAGAUUUAUGGGAGAUGAUCGCAGACCACUUCAUACAACACCUUGAAAGUGAUCGCGAACGCAACCUUACUCGCAAGCCGCUUAAAUAUUCGGAAGUUUCUGAAGAAUUGGACAAUCAAUUCGGCGAGAAUCGCGAUUGCACUGAACCAGGCAUCGUAUACUAUGCGGACCAAACAAGCGAAGACAGCGGACUCCAGCCAUCGGGAUUGAAACAAGCUAACGAAGCUGGCAGAAAGGCUGGUUACGAAGGAGAAAUUGUGGGCAUUCCCACUAGAAGAGACACGAAAAUUUUAUCACACCCGCACCAUCCCUGCUACUUGCCGAACACUAACGGACAGCCAACGCAAGAACAGGCAAAGGAGUUUGAGCCACUGAAUCAACAACAACCGGACCAAACUGAACAGCCGCAUGCGUUGAAAAAUGCGACGAAAUGCGAAAAUCAACCAGCAACGACCGCAACGGAUAGUGAGCGACAGAAACAAUCAAUACCGCCGGAAAUUGAACAACAGCGUGCACUCAGUAUCCAAAAAGACGUAUCGCAUAAAACAUCUGCCUUAAGACAGCUUAUCGUUGCUUCUAUUGAGUUGAUAAAGCUUUUGCCGAACGAGCAGUCGGAGUUUCUACAGCUGCUGCUUACACCCCGCAUUCGUGAAGCGUUUCACUUUGUCGAGGAAAAGAAUCCAUUCCUAUCGCUGGACGCACAUAACUAAAUGACCUUCUUCAUCGCCGAGGCAGCAGGGGCCAGAUUGAAUUAGGCUGGCUGUAGCGUAUAACAUAUUCUAGAGCGAUGGGGCAAUUUAUGACGCGUAUUUUAGGUGCUUCAACAGAUAACAUUGGAAUUGCUACAUUUUGUGUAAAUACUGCUCAUAUUAUUGUACCGAUUUACCAUUCAUGUUGUUUGCCGUCACUCGUGAAAUAUAUUUCUCGAUUAU